Messenger RNA from Pyricularia pennisetigena, 1296 nucleotides. RefSeq lists its product as uncharacterized. Bases 1 to 1296 code for a protein of 431 amino acids. The record is from RefSeq and is a predicted model, not a curated record. The transcript has 4 exons. Lineage: Eukaryota; Fungi; Ascomycota; Sordariomycetes; Magnaporthales; Pyriculariaceae.
AUGUCGUACUCUCUUCCCCCUGCAGCCGAACCAACUACCGAAGGGCUGGACUUCACCGAUAAGCCCUACCACACCUCUCGUAUCGAUCCUGUGGCACGCUUUCAUGGAAACGUCCAGCAGGUCAAACGCUUUAUCGACGAGAACCUUUCGAACUUUUCUCGGCUCAACCAAAAAGUUCUGUUCCUUUUUGGCGACAAUGCCACCUUUCCCUGUCAACCAGUUUUGAUCGACGCUACGUCACUCCCUCCUGUCGUCAGCACCACUAUUCCCGAUUCCUCCAACCCACCGCACCAUACAAUCACCAUACUUCCCGAAUAUGUUCUCGACGCAAUCGAAGGACGUAUGCACACGCAGCACGCCUUUGGUAAGCGCGCCAAGCCACCCACCUACGGCGCGAUCCCUGCGUGCUUUAGCCCCGGUGGCGUCCCGGGGUACUGCGAAGGCGUCGUAGAGCCGGACGCGCUGCCCAAGCCGACCGAGGACGUGGCGCAGCUGAAGCGAGACCUGACGAGGUGGGGGUAUGCGAUUUGCGCCAACGCGUUGUCGGCCGAGCAGGUGCGCAUCCUCCGCAGGGCGGUGGAGGAGCAGGCCGAGGCGGAGAAGCUGGUGGGUGUUGGGCAUUUGGAUUCGGCGCACAAGAAGGACGGGGAUCAACCGAACCAACGAGUCUGGAACCUUCCCAACAAAGGCGACGAAUUCCUCGAUCUUCUCAACCACCCGAUUAUCGAUGCCAUUUUACCCUGGUUCCUAGGUGGCAAUUUCAGCCUCUUCACCAUGUCGGCUAACAUCGCACGGCCAGGGACCUCCGGGAUAUAUAUGCACAGGGACCAAAUGGGACUUACGCCGGACACUACCGCACAUGCCUAUGUGCUGAAUAUGAUGUGGUAUCUAACAGAUGUUACGGAUGAGAAGGGAGCCACCAGGAUAUAUCCUGGAAGUCACGUUGCUCAUGUCAUACCCGAGGAGAUAGAGGGAGUGGGCAAAUCAAUCCCAGCAGCCGCACCCGCGGGAUCCUGUGUGCUACUCGACAGCAGGACCUGGCAUUCCACGGGCGUAAACACAACAGAAGAGACGCGGCCGGUCAUUCUGCAGUCGUGGUGUCGGUUCUUUGUGCGGCAGAUUGAAAAUUUCCAGGCGAAUCUGAGUGAGGAGGUCAAGGCCAGGCUAUCGGACCGUCAGCGCGCUAUACUUGGUCUCCCAAAUAUGAAACCGGCUGGCAAAGGGCAGGGCUUUGCGAUAUAUGACUGGCCGGGCACACAAGUGGGCAGGAUGAGAGCUGCUGUAAAGGGUCAAUAG